Messenger RNA from Lactuca virosa, 1674 nucleotides. NCBI's taxonomy places the organism in Eukaryota, Viridiplantae, Streptophyta, Magnoliopsida, Asterales, Asteraceae. The record is from the annotation of a GenBank genome assembly.
AUGUGCAAAAAGCAUGAUGGAGCCUUCGAGUCGCCCUCCUCCAUAACCACCACAUACAAGGAUGUUCAAAAAUCGACACAUCCACAUACACACAUCGACAACAUUCAACACCAACAUGAGAAAUCAAUUUGCCUUGAGAUUGAUCUAAGUCAGCCUUGGCCAUGCUCCGGUUACGGUUAUUACUGGAUUACAAUAGGCCUUGACCAUCCACAACCACCCCUGUUACCCUCUCUACUCGAAAAAGCUUUGACAGGAAACUAUGACCCAAGUUUGCUAUACUCAUCUCUCGACCUGAAUCUUGAUCAGGAUAGGAAAAGAAAGAAAUGAUAAAAGGCUAUAUAUGAAGGGGGAAUGAGGAGUUAGGGCCAAUACAAGUGAGGGGAAUGAGGAGUUAGGGCCAAUACAAGUGAGGUGAAUGAGGAGGCUAUAAUUUCAUAUUUCUAGAUGUCUUCCAACACUGCUUCUGGCUCAAACCCUACAGGCUCCUUUUCCCUAAUGAACUUGUGUAGGAAAAUCAUUUUUGAUGGUUCAAAUUUCAAUGAAUGGAUUAGGAACAUCAGAAUGAUUACUCGCUAUGAGGGCAAAGAGUAUGUCCUCGAUAAGGAGCUAAAGCUUAUCGAUGAGUCAACUGCUACUCCUGAGGAGAUUGCUGAGUACACUACCCAUGAGAAAGAUGCCACUAAGGUGUCUUGCAUCAUGUUGGCCACAAUGACAGCAGAACUCCAGAAAUCCUAUGAAGAUUUCUACCCUUUUGAGAUGCACCAGGAUCUGAUGGAUAGGUACCAUCAGAGUGAUCGUCAGGAGAGGUAUGAAAUCAUUUCCUCCAUGAUAACAGCUAGGAUGAAAGAGGGAGAAUCCCUCACCGGUCACUUGCAGAAAAUGCAAAGGUUCGUGGACCGAUUAUUGAAGCUUAAUGUGGACUUCCCUGAGGACAUGGCGAUUGACAUCAUUCUCCAUUCCUUACCUCCAAGUUAUGAUCAGUUUCGUAUGACUUAUCAUAUGAACAAGGAGGAAGUCACACUAAGUAAAUUUCAAGGACUUUUAAGGACCGCUGAAAGUGGCCUUAAAUCAGCUGUUACUCCUACUCCUACUACCGCCCCUGUCUUGGCAAUUGGGCAGGGAAAGGGGAAGAAGAGAAAGACCCCUUCGAAGGGUACCAAGGGAAAGUCUCUUGAUGGCUCCUCUUCAAGUGGAACCAAGAAAGGUUCCAUUCCUCCUUCUUCAAACCCAAUGGAAGCACAAUGCUUCUACUGCCAGGAAAAGGGGCACUAGAAACGAAGCUGCCCCAAAUACUUGCAGGAUGUAAAGGAUGGGAAAGUUAAACCCACCCAUGCAGGUAUUUACACUAUAUUGUCUAAUAUAAAUCAUUGAAAACUAACUCUUGGGUGCUUGAUACAGGUUGUGGUAUUCACAUUUGUACUGAUUUGCAGGGCCUAAGAAGAAGUGAGAAAGUGGAGCACGGGAAGAUAAACUUAAUCAUGGGGAAUAGGAAAGCAUCACCUGUUACCAAGAUAUGAGUUUAUUUUUUAUUGCUUAAUAAUGGGUUAAUGUUAGAUUUGAAUAAAUGUUGUUACUCGUCUGAAAUGGCGAGAAAUAUUAUUUCCUUUCAUGGCUUGUACAAACAAGGGUUUUCCUUUUCAUUUGAUAAUGAUAAUGGUGCUAUUAAUGUUUAUU